GGGAGGGUUCCCGGGCCCCGCAUCCAGGCUCGCCGGUCCGCGGUGUGAUACCCUCGACAUCUUCAGGAAGAAAGUACCUGUCGUUCCUGCCUCUACAGGCUCAUGCCAGCCCAGCUCACAGAAUCAGAAACAGAAGUGUGCUUCAUCCACCAGCCAAGAUGAACAUGGUGAAGAGGAUCAUGGGGCGGCCUCGGCAGGAGGAGUGCAGUCCGCAGGACAACGCCUUGGGCCUGAUGCACCUCCGCCGCCUCUUCAGCGAGCUGUGCCAUCCUCCGAGGCACAUGACUCAGAAAGAACAGGAAGAAAAGCUGUACAUGAUGCUGCCCGUGUUCAAUAGGGUUUUUGGAAACGCUCCACCAAAUACUAUGACAGAAAAAUUUUCUGACCUUCUGCAGUUCACAACGCAAGUCUCGCGACUAAUGGUGACAGAGAUUCGGAGGAGAGCAUCAAACAAAUCCACAGAGGCUGCAAGUCGGGCCAUUGUCCAGUUCUUGGAGAUCAAUCAGAGUGAAGAAGCCAGUAGAGGCUGGAUGCUGCUGACAACCAUCAACCUGCUGGCAUCCUCUGGUCAGAAAACCGUGGACUGCAUGACAACGAUGUCAGUGCCUUCCACCCUGGUUAAAUGUCUGUAUCUGUUCUUUGACCUUCCACAUGUGCCUGAGGCAGGUGGAGGUGCCCAGAAUGAGCUACCUCUAGCGGAGCGCCGCGGACUGCUCCAGAAAGUCUUUGUACAGAUCUUAGUAAAGCUGUGCAGUUUCGUUUCUCCAGCGGAGGAGCUAGCCCAGAAGGAUGACCUGCAGCUCUUGUUCAGUGCAAUAACCUCUUGGUGCCCCCCCUAUAACCUGCCCUGGAGGAAGAGCGCGGGGGAGGUCCUCACGACCAUCUCCCGCCACGGGCUGAGUGUCAACGUGGUGAAGUAUAUUCACGAAAAAGAAUGUUUGUCUACGUGUGUGCAGAACAUGCAGCAGUCCGACGACCUGUCUCCCCUGGAGAUUGUCGAAAUGUUCGCAGGGCUCUCGUGCUUCCUCAAAGACUCCAGCGGCGUCUCCCAAACUCUCCUGGAUGACUUCCGGAUAUGGCAAGGAUAUAAUUUCCUCUGUGACCUCUUGCUCAGAUUGGAACAAGCGAAAGAGGCAGAAUGCAGAGAUGCCUUGAAGGAUCUGGUGAAUCUGGUAACUUCCCUGACCACGUAUGGGGUCAGUGAGCUCAAGCCAGCUGGUGUCACCACAGGGGCCCCCUUCUUGUUGCCUGGAUUUACAGUACCUCAGCCUGCAGGCAAAGGUCACAGUGUGAGGAACGUCCAGGCCUUUGCAGUUCUUCAGAAUGCAUUUUUAAAAGCAAAAACCAACUUCCUUGCCCAGAUCAUCCUUGACGCCAUCACAAACAUUUACAUGGCUGACAAUGCCAACUACUUCAUCCUAGAGUCCCAGCACACCCUGUCCCAGUUUGCGGAGAAGAUCGCCAAGCUCCCAGACGUGCAGAACAAAUACUUUGAAAUGCUGGAGUUUGUCGUUUUUAGCUUAAAUUAUAUUCCUUGUAAAGAACUCAUUAGCGUUAGUAUCCUGUUGAAAUCCAGCUCCUCUUACCACUGUAGCAUCAUUGCGAUGAAAACCCUCCUGAAGUUUACAAGACACGACUACAUCUUUAAAGACGUCUUCAGAGAGGUGGGCCUUCUGGAGGUCAUGGUCAACCUUUUGCAUAAGUAUGCUGCCCUCUUGAAGGAUCCAACUCAGGCGCUCAGUGAGCAAGGGGACUCAAGAAAUAAUAGUUCAGUUGAAGACCAAGAACACUUGGCUCUGUUGGUGAUGGAGGCCUUGACCGUGCUCCUUCAAGGCUCGAACACAAAUGCAGGAAUCUUCCGAGAGUUUGGCGGCGCACGAUGUGCACACAAUAUAGUCAGGUACCCGCAGUGCCGGCAGCACGCCCUGAUGACCAUACAGCAGCUGGUGCUCUCUCCGAAUGGGGACGACGACAUGGGCACCCUCCUGGGGCUGAUGCACUCAGCCCCACCCACAGAACUGCAGUUGAAGACCGACAUCUUAAGGGCCCUCCUUUCAGUCCUUCGAGAAAGCCAUCGCUCAAGAACAGUUUUUAGGAAAGUUGGAGGCUUUGUGUACAUCACAUCCUUGCUCGUGGCUAUGGAGAGGUCCUUGAGCUGUCCUCCCAAGAACGGCUGGGAGAAGGUGAGCCAGAACCAAGUGUUUGAGCUCCUCCACACCGUGUUCUGCACGCUGACAGCAGCCCUGCGCUACGAGCCGGCCAACUCGCAUUUCUUCAAGACAGAGAUUCAGUAUGAGAAGCUGGCAGAUGCUGUGCGGUUUCUUGGCUGCUUCUCGGACCUUAGGAAAAUAAGUGCCAUGAAUGUCUUCCCCUCCAACACGCAACCUUUCCAAAGACUGCUCGAGGAAGAAGCCACCUCAGCAGACUCCGUGGCGCCCACCCUGCGGCACUGCAGCAAGCUCUUCAUCUAUCUCUACAAAGUAGCCACCGAUUCUUUUGACAGUCGUGCAGAACAGAUCCCUCCCUGCCUGACAAGCGAGUCUUCUCUCCCCUCUCCUUGGGGAACACCAGCUUUGUCCAGGAAAAGGCAUGCCUUUCAUUGCGUCUCAACUCCUCCUGUGUAUCCUGCAAAAGGUGUCGCUGACCUGAAGCUCGACAUGACGAGUUCACCUCUCCCGAGUUCCGACGCUGUCAUCAUCCACCCUGGAGCCAUGCUGGUCAUGCUGGACCUCCUGGCCUCUGUGGGCUCAGUGACUCAGCCAGAGCAUGCUUUGGACCUUCAACUUGCUGUGGCCAAUAUUUUACAAUCGCUGGUGCACACGGAGAGGAACCAGCAGGUCAUGUGUGAAGCUGGUCUUCAUGCACGGCUGCUGCAGAGGUGCAGUGCUGCCCUGGCUGACGAGGACCACUCGCUGCAUCCACCCCUCCAGCGCAUGUUCGAACGCUUAGCCUCCCAGGCCUUGGAGCCCAUGGUGCUGAGGGAGUUUUUGCGUUUGGCAAGCCCUUUGAAUUGUGGUGCCUGGGACAAAAAGCUGCUGAAGCAAUAUAGGGUCCACAAGCCAAGUUCGCUGAGCUACGAGCCCGAGAUGAGAAGCAGCAUGGUCACCUCUCUGGAAGGUCUGGGCUCUGACAACGUUUUCAGCCUACAUGAGGAUAACCAUUAUAGGAUAAGUAAAAGUCUGGUGAAGUCUGCAGAAGGAAGCACUGUUCCCUUGACCAGGGUGAAAUGUCUCGUCUCCAUGACAACCCCUCAUGACAUCAGACUUCAUGGCUCCUCCGUUACUCCAGCAUUUGUUGAAUUUGACACAUCCCUUGAAGGCUUUGGCUGCCUGUUUCUGCCCAGCCUGGCUCCCCAUAACGCCCCUACCAAUAAUGCUGUUACAACUGGUCUUACUGAUGGGGCCGUGGUCAGUGGCAUUGGGUCAGGUGAGAGGUUCUUCCCUCCUCCUUCUGGCCUAAGCUAUUCCAGCUGGUUUUGCAUCGAGCACUUCAGUUCUCCCCCAAAUAACCACCCAGUCAGGCUCCUCACUGUUGUGCGGCGAGCGAACUCCUCCGAGCAGCAUUAUGUUUGCCUUGCCAUAGUUCUGUCUGCAAAAGACCGCUCCCUAAUUGUCUCCACGAAGGAGGAGCUACUCCAGAACUACGUUGAUGACUUCAGUGAAGAAUCCUCCUUCUAUGAGAUUCUCCCGUGCUGUGCCCGCUUUCGAUGUGGAGAACUGAUAGUGGAAGGACAGUGGCAUCAUCUGGUUCUGCUGAUGAGCAAAGGCAUGCUGAAGAACAGCACCGCGGCCCUCUACAUCGACGGGCAGCUCGUCAGCACUGUGAAGUUGCAUUAUGUCCACAGCACUCCUGGAGGCUCCGGCUCAGCAAAUCCCCCAGUGCUGAGCACAGUCUACGCCUACAUCGGGACUCCGCCUGCACAGCGCCACACUGCAUCACUGGUUUGGCGCCUGGGGCCCACUCACUUCUUAGAGGAAGUUCUACCUCCUUCCAGUGUCACCACUAUCUAUGAACUCGGACCAAAUUAUGUUGGAAGUUUCCAGGCUGUCUGCGUGCCAUGUAAAGAUGUAAAGUCUGAAGGUGUCAUUCCUUCGCCUGUGUCACUAGUUGCAGAGGAAAAGGUGUCAUUUGGCCUCUAUGCGCUCUCCGUGUCCUCCCUAACAGUGGCGAGAAUUCGGAAAGUCUAUAACAAGUUAGACAGCAAAGCUAUCGCUAAACAGUUGGGCAUUUCCUCCCAUGAGAAUGCCACCCCUGUGAAGCUGGUUCACAAUGCCGCAGGCCAUCUCAAUGGCCCAGCACGCACAAUUGGGGCCGCUCUCAUUGGUUACUUGGGAGUAAGAACGUUUGUCCCUAAGCCUGUUGCCACUACGCUGCAGUACAUUGGAGGAGCUGCUGCCAUCCUGGGCCUUGUGGCCAUGGCCUCUGAUGUGGAAGGGUUGUAUGCAGCAGUCAAGGCUCUGGUCUGUGUGGUCAAGAGUAACCCGCUAGCCAGUAAGGAGAUGGAGAGAAUCAAGGGCUAUCAGUUGUUGGCAAUGCUGCUAAAAAAGAAACGCUCCCUUCUCAACAGCCACAUCCUGCAUCUCACGUUUUCCCUGGUGGGGACCGUUGACAGUGGCCAUGAGACAUCCAUUAUUCCCAAUUCCACGGCUUUCCAGGACCUGCUUUGUGAUUUUGAAGUCUGGCUCCACGCACCGUAUGAACUUCAUCUUUCUUUAUUUGAACACUUCAUUGAACUGCUGACCGAGUCCAGUGAGGCUUCCAAGAAUGCCAAGUUAAUGAGGGAAUUUCAGCUAAUCCCCAAGCUGCUCCUGACUCUCCGAGACAUGUCCUUGUCUCAGCCGACCAUUGCUGCUAUUAGUAAUGUCCUGAGCUUCCUGCUGCAGGGCUUCCCCAGCAGCAACGACCUGCUCAGGUUUGGCCAGUUCAUCUCCUCUACGUUGCCAACCUUUGCAGUUUGUGAGAAAUUCGUGGUUAUGGAAAUUAAUAAUGAAGAGAAACCUGAUGUGGGGUCAGAAGAGGAGUUCGGAGGUCUUGUAUCUGCUAAUCUUAUACUUCUGAGGAACAGACUUCUAGACAUCUUGCUAAAACUAGUUCAUACAUCGAAAGAAAAGACAAGCAUUAACUUGCAGGCUUGUGAAGAGCUGGUGAGGACCCUGGGUUUUGACUGGAUCCUGAUGUUCAUGGAAGAACACUUGCAUCCCACCACGGUCACAGCUGCCAUGCGGAUCCUUGUGGCCCUGCUGAGUAACCAGUCGAUCCUCAUCAAGUUUAAGGAAGGACUCAGCGGCGGAGGAUGGCUGGAGCAGACGGAUUCUGUGCUGACAAAUAAGAUAGGGACUGUGCUAGGGUUCAAUGUGGGCAGGAGUGCCGGUGGGAGAUCCACAGUCAGGGAGAUUAACCGGGAGGCCUGCCAUUUUCCCGGCUUCCUGGUUCUGCAGUCUUUCCUGCCUAAGCACACGAAUGUCCCUGCCCUCUAUUUCCUCCUCAUGGCCUUGUUUCUGCAGCAGCCUGUGAGUGAGCUGCCUGAGAACCUGCAGGUCAGUGUGCCUGUCACCAGCAGCCGAUGUAAGCAGGGCUGCAAGUUUGACUUGGAUUCCAUCUGGACCUUUAUCUUUGGAGUCCCCGCCUCCAGCGGAACAGUGGUCUCUUCCAUCCACAACGUGUGCACAGAAUCUGCUUUCUUACUGCUGGGGAUGCUGCGCAGCAUGCUGAAUUCACCCUGGCAGUCAGAAGAAGAGGGGUCGUGGCUCCGCGAGUACCCAGUGACCCUGAUGCAGUUUUUCAGAUACUUGUACCACAACGUUCCAGACCUCGCCUCCAUGUGGAUGAGUCCCGAUUUCCUGUGUGCCUUAGCAGCCACCGUCUUCCCCUUCAACAUUCGCCCUUACUCAGAGAUGGUGACAGAUCUCGAUGACGAGGUUGGCUCUCCAGCAGAAGAAUUUAAAGCCUUCGCCGCAGACACAGGCAUGAAUAGGAGCCAAUCAGAGUACUGCAAUGUGGGCACCAAGACAUAUUUAACCAAUCAUCCAGCUAAGAAGUUUGUUUUUGACUUCAUGAGAGUCUUAAUGAUCGACAACCUCUGCCUCACCCCUGCUAGCAAGCAAACACCUCUAAUUGAUCUUUUGUUGGAGGCCUCUCCUGAACGAUCUACAAGAACGCAGCAGAAGGAAUUCCAGACACACAUUUUGGAUAGCGUGAUGGACCACUUGCUUGCAGCUGACGUGUUAUUGGGGGAGGAUGCAUCUCUGCCCAUUACCAGUGGAGGAAGCUACCAGGUGCUGGUGAACAACGUAUUUUAUUUCACACAGCGUGUGGUGGACAAGCUUUGGCAAGGCAUGUUCAACAAAGAAUCUAAACUUCUUAUAGAUUUUAUAAUUCAACUCAUUGCACAGUCAAAGAGAAGAUCACAGGGAUUGUCGCUUGAUGCGGUCUAUCACUGCCUCAAUAGGACCAUCUUGUACCAGUUCUCACGUGCACACAAAACUGUCCCUCAGCAAGUGGCUCUCCUUGAUUCACUCAGGGUCCUUACUGUAAACCGCAACUUGAUCCUGGGACCCGGCAACCACGACCAAGAAUUCAUUAGCUGUCUUGCUCACUGCCUGAUUAAUCUGCAUGUUGGAAGCAACGUGGAAGGAUUUGGCUUGGAAGCAGAAGCACGCAUGACCACGUGGCACAUCAUGAUUCCCUCAGACAUUGAACCCGACGGGGGCUACAGCCAAGAUAUCAGUGAAGGGCGUCAGCUUCUUAUUAAAGCCGUCAACAGAGUCUGGACUGAGCUGAUCCACAGUAAGAAGCAAGUCCUGGAGGAGCUUUUCCGAGUCAGCCUGCCCGUGAACGACAGGGGCCACGUGGACAUAGCCACCGCACGACCACUCAUCGAAGAGGCUGGUUUGAAAUGCUGGCAGAAUCAUUUGGCCCAUGAGAAGAAGUGCAUAAGUCGGGGAGAAGCCUUGGUGCCUACCACACAAUCCAAACUGUCGCGGGUCAGCAGCGGCUUCGGCCUUUCCAAACUGACAGGGUCGAGAAGGAAUCGAAAGGAAAGCGGCCUUCACAAACACAACCCUUCCACCCAGGAGAUCUCCCAAUGGAUGUUUACACAUAUCGCUGUUGUGCGUGACCUGGUGGACACACAGUACAAGGAAUAUCAGGAGCGCCAGCAGAACGCUCUGAAGUACGUGACGGAGGAGUGGUGCCAGAUGGAGUGCGAGCUCCUGCGGGAGCGCGGGCUGUGGGGCCCGCCCAUCGGCUCCCACCUGGACAAGUGGAUGUUAGAGAUGACGGAGGGGCCCUGCCGGAUGAGGAAGAAGAUGGUGCGCAAUGACAUGUUCUACAACCACUACCCUUACGUGCCGGAGACGGAACAGGAGACCAGCGUGGCGUCUGAGAUCCCAAGUAAACAACCCGAGGCUCCGAAUGAUGUCAUUGCCCAGAAGAAACCGGCUCGGUACAGAAGAGCUAUAAGCUAUGACAGUAAAGAAUACUACUUACGCCUGGCCUCUGGGAACCCAGGCAUUGUUCAGGAUGCUAUCGUAGAGAGUUCAGAAGGGGAAGCUACCCAGCAAGAACCAGAGCAUGGAGAAGACACCAUUGCCAAGGUCAAAGGCCUGGUGAAGCCUCCCCUGAAGCGCUCUCGGUCCGCACCUGAUGGAGGCGAUGAGGAGACCCAGGAGCAGCUACAAGACCAGAUCGCUGAGAGCAGCUCCAUAGAAGAGGAGGAGAAGACAGACAAUGCCACCUUGCUGCGCCUGUUGGAGGAAGGAGAGAAGAUUCAACACAUGUACCGCUGUGCUCGCGUCCAGGGCCUGGACACCAGUGAGGGGCUACUGCUGUUUGGGAAAGAGCACUUUUAUGUGAUUGAUGGAUUUACCAUGACAGCAACCAGGGAAAUAAGAGACAUUGAAACUUUACCUCCAAAUAUGCAUGAGCCGAUUAUCCCUCGGGGAGCCAGACAAGGUCCCAGUCAACUCAAGAGAACAUGCAGCAUUUUUGCAUAUGAAGACAUCAAGGAGGUGCAUAAAAGGAGGUACCUCCUGCAGCCUAUCGCUGUUGAAGUUUUCUCUGGGGAUGGACGGAAUUACCUCCUGGCUUUUCAAAAGGGAAUUCGGAAUAAAGUCUACCAAAGGUUCCUGGCAGUUGUGCCAUCUCUCACUGACAGCUCAGAGUCUGUCUCCGGUCAGAGACCAAACACCAGUGUGGAACAAGGGUCUGGAUUGCUCAGUACUUUGGUUGGUGAGAAGUCUGUGACCCAGAGGUGGGAGAGAGGUGAAAUCAGCAACUUCCAGUAUUUGAUGCACUUGAACACCCUGGCCGGCAGAUCCUACAAUGACCUCAUGCAGUACCCCGUCUUCCCCUGGAUUCUCGCAGACUACGACUCCGAGGAGGUUGAUCUUACUAAUCCCAAGACAUUCAGAAACCUGGCUAAGCCAAUGGGCGCACAGACGGACGAACGGCUGGCCCAGUAUAAGAAGCGGUAUAAGGACUGGGAGGACCCCAAUGGAGAAACUCCAGCAUACCACUAUGGCACUCACUAUUCGUCGGCAAUGAUUGUGGCCUCUUAUCUCGUCAGAAUGGAGCCUUUCACACAGAUAUUCUUGCGGCUUCAGGGCGGACACUUCGAUCUGGCAGACCGGAUGUUCCACAGCGUGCGUGAGGCCUGGUACUCCGCGUCAAAGCACAACAUGGCAGAUGUGAAAGAACUUAUCCCAGAAUUUUUUUAUUUGCCAGAAUUCCUGUUCAAUUCUAACAACUUUGACCUGGGCUGCAAACAAAAUGGCACCAAGCUUGGAGACGUCAUCCUACCACCCUGGGCAAAGGGAGACCCGAGAGAGUUCAUCAGAGUCCACCGCGAGGCUCUGGAGUGUGACUACGUGAGCGCCCACCUGCACGAGUGGAUCGACCUGAUCUUCGGCUAUAAGCAGCAGGGCCCUGCAGCAGUGGAAGCUGUCAACGUCUUCCAUCACCUCUUUUAUGAGGGUCAAGUGGAUAUCUACAACAUAAACGACCCUCUGAAGGAGACAGCCACCAUUGGCUUCAUUAACAACUUCGGUCAGAUCCCUAAGCAGCUGUUUAAGAAGCCUCACCCACCAAAGCGAGUGAGGAGUCGGCUCAACGGAGACAACAUUGGCAUCUCCAUCCCCCCGGGAGUCACCAGUGACAAGCUCUUCUUCCACCACCUAGACAACCUGAGACCUUCGCUGACCCCUGUGAAAGAACUCAAAGAGCCUGUGGGGCAGAUUGUCUGCACAGACAAAGGAAUUCUUGCAGUAGAGCAGAACAAGGUUCUUAUCCCACCAGCAUGGAACAAGACCUUCGCCUGGGGCUAUGCAGACCUCAGCUGCAGACUGGGGACCUACGAGUCAGAUAAGGCAGUGACUGUCUAUGAAUGUCUGUCCGAGUGGGGCCAGAUUCUCUGCGCCAUCUGCCCCAACCCCAAGCUCGUGAUCACGGGCGGAACAAGCACGGUGGUGUGUGUGUGGGAGAUGGGCACCUCCAAAGAAAAGGCCAAGCCCCUCACGCUUAAGCAGGCUUUACUUGGCCACACGGACACUGUUACCUGCGCCACAGCAUCGCUAGCCUAUCACAUAAUUGUUAGCGGGUCCCGAGACCGAACCUGCAUCAUUUGGGAUUUGAACAGACUGUCGUUUCUAACCCAGCUCCGUGGCCACCGAGCUCCCGUUUCUGCUCUUUGUAUUAAUGAGUUAACAGGGGACAUUGUGUCCUGUGCCGGCACACACAUCCAUGUGUGGAGCAUCAACGGCAACCCGAUCGUGAGUGUGAACACAUUCACAGGCAGGAGCCAGCAGAUCGUCUGCUGCUGUGUGUCCGAGAUGAACGAGUGGGACACGCAGAAUGUCAUUGUGACAGGACACUCGGAUGGCGUGGUCCGGUUCUGGAGGAUGGAAUUUCUACAAGUCCCCGAAACACCAGCUCCUGAGCCUGUGGAAGAACUGGAAACGCAGGAGGGCUGUCCUGAAGCUCAGAUAGGGCAGCAAGCCCAAGAUGAAGACAGCACCGAUUCGGAAACAGAGGAGCCGAGCAUCAGCCAGGAGCCCAAGGAAACGGCCAGCCAGCCCAGUAGCACCAGCCACAGGCCCAGGGCAGCCUCCUACAGAGCCACUGCCACGUGGUGUACGGACAGCAGCUCAGAUGACUCCAGGCGCUGGUCCGACCAGCUCAGUCUUGAUGAAAAAGAUGGCUUCAUAUUUGUGAACUACUCUGAGGGCCAGACCAGAGCCCAUCUGCAGGGCCCCCUCACUCAUGCCCACCCCAACCCCAUCGAAGCACGAAAUUACAGCAGAUUGAAACCAGGGUACCGGUGGGAGCGGCAGCUGGUGUUCAGAAGCAAACUGACGAUGCACACGGCCUUUGAUCGAAAGGACAAUGCACACCCAGCUGAGGUCACUGCACUGGGUGUCUCCAAGGACCACAGCAGAAUCCUCGUUGGUGACAGUCGGGGCCGCGUGUUCAGCUGGUCUGUGAGUGACCAGCCCGGCCGCUCUGCUGCUGACCACUGGGUGAAGGAUGAAGGUGGCGACAGCUGCUCCGGCUGCUCCGUGCGCUUUUCCCUCACAGAAAGACGGCACCAUUGCAGGAACUGUGGGCAGCUCUUCUGUCAGAAGUGCAGUCGAUUUCAGUCAGAAAUCAAGCGCUUGAAAAUCUCAUCCCCGGUGCGAGUCUGCCAGAACUGUUACUAUAGCUUACAGCACGAGAGAGGAGCGGAAGACGGGCCUCGAAACUGCCGAGACUGAGGGAGCUCUCUGGGUCCCGUCUCAGCGCCGAGUGCACUGAAGCAGCCCCCACUUGCACAGCUCCUCACACUGAGGAUCUCUGGAUCACGGUUCCAAGGCCAGUGACUGGCAGGCACUAGCAGUGAGCAGCACAAGAUGAACGCGAGGUGGUUCCAGGCGUGUUUCAGAACCCAAGUCUCCCGUAGCGUGUGCCCCAACUGUCUUUCCUGCAUCUCAUUUUUAUAGAGCUAUUCAUCCUUAUUUGGAAAAAUCAACAAAAACUUUUAAAAAAGGCUUAUAGAAAACAGUAGUAAAUCUGACUUCUUUGCAAGCAGCUGUGUAUACUGUAAAUAGGUAUAAAGGCCUUUUUUUUCUAAAUAAGGACCUAAUUGCCUGUAACAUGAGACUUCAAACUAAGCCACUAACUCAAUGAACUGUUUAAGGUUUGUCUAACAUCUCUCAAUUAUAAAUAAGGGUUUUUUUUAAUCCUCAAAGACAUUAUCUGUAAUAUUUUUUUUCCUGUUCAAACCAAGCCUGUGUGCCUGAUACCAUUUCUUUCAAGUUGCCCACAGUAUCUCCACUUAAAAUAGGCUAGUAACCAAAAUUGUGUAGCCCUGCUUUCGGAGCUAAUGUGGGAGAAGAGCGGUCUGGUCAUGCGGUGACCCGCAAGUACCUGAGCAUCGUGUUGUGGCUGCACACCACCACAGUGUUCUUACAUGACAGGCCCCCUCACCUGACCUGUGGGCUGUGUGGUCCCAGCGCACCUCGGCAUCGAUGGCCCAAAGGGGACCAGGUGACCAACGUCAGGCAGGACACAGCCCUGCCUCAGUUAAUGGAAAUAGAUUUGCAUGUCACCCCAAAUUAGCUUCUCUGCACAGAGCAUAACAAGUGUGUGUCUUUGGAGACACUGUGUUCUACUACAACUUAUUUUCAAAGAGGGUUUAAAAAAGUGUACAGAAUUAACAUUUAAACCUUGUAAAACUGGAUCAUGUCAGAACUGCUUAAGAUGAACCUUUCCCAUCUAAUGCCAUCUACCUGAGACAGUGAGAUUUAUACUGUAUCGAUGUCUAUUUUUUUGGUUUUGCUAUGAAUAUAAUUACAAUAUUUUAAUAUUUA
Messenger RNA from Microtus oregoni (creeping vole), 11843 nucleotides. RefSeq names its product WD repeat and FYVE domain containing 3 (gene Wdfy3). Gene Ontology annotation, molecular function: protein binding; metal ion binding. NCBI's taxonomy places the organism in Eukaryota, Metazoa, Chordata, Mammalia, Rodentia, Cricetidae. The transcript is spliced from 67 exons. The record is from RefSeq and is a predicted model, not a curated record. The coding region runs from base 159 to 10748 and encodes 3529 amino acids.